Molecule: messenger RNA, 2643 nt
Organism: Aspergillus terreus NIH2624
Lineage: Eukaryota; Fungi; Ascomycota; Eurotiomycetes; Eurotiales; Aspergillaceae
Product: UBA/TS-N domain protein
Exons: 2
Coding region: 1-2643 (880 amino acids)
Biological process (GO): clathrin-dependent endocytosis; clathrin coat disassembly
Cellular component (GO): intracellular membrane-bounded organelle; cytoplasm; vesicle
Molecular function (GO): clathrin binding
Source: RefSeq, a predicted model, not a curated record
AUGGAUGACCUUAACGGUCUGAGUUGGUCCUCCAACUCCGCCAAUGAGCCCCAGAAACCCCCGCCCAUGAGCUCCGGUCUCUUUCCGACUGUCCGACGCGCUGAUUCCUCCGGUCGAUCGACUCCCCUGUCUGCCUCUGGUGGCUCGAAUCCUCCGCCCACGACCGUCCCAUCGGGCAAGGACAGCUUCGCCAACCUCGUUUCCUUUGGCUCCAGCAACUCCAACAAGAACCUCUCCCUUCUCGAACAGCAGAAGCGUCUCCAAGAGGAGAGAGCCAGGAAGGAGGCCGAGAACCGCUCGCGGUAUGAGUCGCAAUAUGGCGGUCAGAACUCGCAGUUUUGGGACACCUUGGAGAAAGGAGGUCCCGGCAGGAGCGUCUCUGUGCAGAAUGUGCAGCCCAACGAAGAUGAGGAGGACAUCCUGGCCGCCUUCAACGCCUCCGCUCCGGUAGACGCCUCCACUCAUUUCCCCGUUCCCAGUCCUUCUCCAUCGCCGCAGACUACCUCCAAUGGCAAUGCUUCCGCACCGCAAGACCCCAUGGCGUUCCCCGACGACGACGACCCCUUCGGGUUGAACCAGUUGAAGCCGAAACAAGCUCCCACCCCCCAGCCUGCGCCAGCCGAUGAUGACGACUUUCUCGGAUUACUCGGUAAGCCCGUGUCUGAAAUCCCACGGCCGGAACCUCCGACGCGGUCACCGGUACCCUCCGAACCUGAACGUCAUGCGCCAUCCCCGAGACCGUCCAACGGCACUGAUCGGGCCGUUGCGGAGCUCGUCGACAUGGGAUUCCCCGCAGAUAAGGCCAGCCAAGCGUUGAAGAUGACUCCGUCGGGUUCGGACGUGCAGGCGGCUGUCGGAUUGCUCCUCACGCAGGCCCAUGAGGAGUCUCGACAGAGAUCCCGCAAUCGGCCGACCGCUGAAGAUCAGUACCCCAGCCCGCCGGGCCGCAGCAGAGAUCGAAAUGGAACCCCAGAGGGUGACGUUCCGUCGUGGAUGCAACGGCCCUCGAGGGGUCGGAGCAAUAAUCGCUCACCUGCAUCUGCAGAGAAGGACCCGUCGCAGGUGGCGGCAGCCUUCGGGAACAACUUGCUGAAGACGGCCAACUCUCUGUGGAAGACCGGGAGUAAGAAAGUCCAGCAGGUGGUGCAGGACCUCAAUGCGGACCAGGAUCCGAAUCAACCACGGUGGCUGAGAGAAGCUGCGCUUCGAGAACAAGCGGCCAGGAGUCGCAGCGAGACCUCUCGGAACGCCCCAGAGCAGUCUUCUUUUACCAACGAAGCUCUCCUUCUUGAACCAGGUGCUGAUCCUCGGCCUCAAAGACCAGCGCGGCCGCACGAUGCUCUUCCUCCUCGACCCAGCAGUCAUAACAGUCUCCGCAGUCAGCCUUCUCCUGCCGGUGAUCCCCGGAUGCAACAGCCAGCGUUCAUGCGGCAACAGGCGCCCAGUCAGCGGGAUCCCCGAUCCCGGCUGACCAAGGGUGCUGCGGAGGAGCAGUCGGCGCAGGCAUAUGUAAGUCCAGCACGGAGGAAACGACCCACGGCGCCGUCGCCCGCACCCACCAAUGUCGAUCUUUUUGAGUCUCCCGCGCCUUCUGCUGAGAACCGUGGGAAAACGUCCCCAUCGCCGGCACCGCCCGCACGAUCAUCGACACCGGCGAAGGCCCUGCCGUCGCGGCCUAAGGCUUCCCCACGGGUGAUACCGCAAAUAUCCCCCCAGGCCCUGGCAUCGACGCACCGCCAUCGCGAAAAGGCUGCCGAGGCGUACAAACGAGGCGAUUAUAGCACCGCACACGAAGGCUUCACGUCAGCCCUCAACAUGCUCCCGGACACACAUCCGAUCACCAUCAUCAUUCGCAGCAACCGUGCGAUGACGGCCCUGAAGAUCGGUGAACCGAAGGUGGCCAUCAGCGACGCUGACACCCUCCUGGAGUUGAUUGGACCGUCGAAAGGAGAUGGGGAGAGUAUCGAUCUUGGCAACGGCGAACCGAGUAAACCGAUGAAGGAUUUCUUCGGGAAAGGGUUGAUGCGUAAGGCGGAGGCACUCGAACAAUUGGAACGAUGGGCGGAUGCCGCCCAGGCGUGGAAAUUGGCCGUAGAGAACGGUCACGGUGGCAGCACGAGUAUUCAAGGCCGCAACCGAUGCGAGAAAGCGGCUGGGAUCAGCAAACCGCCUCCCAAGCCGUCCGCGCCAGCUCGACGCCCCCCAGCCCCGGCACCCAAGAAGACAUCGGCUCUCUCUGACCUUCAGGGUGGUUCGGGCUCUGCAGGAGCAUCGUCCGAAGCCGUGACGCGGCUCCGUGCGGCCAACCAGGCAGCCGAGCGCGCUGACGAGGAGAAAUUCGCCCUCACGGAUAGUGUCGACGCGCGACUGGCGGCGUGGAAGAGCGGGAAGCAAGAUAACCUGCGGGCGUUGCUCGGCAGUCUGGAUACGGUGCUGUGGCCGGAAGCCGGAUGGAAGAAGGUCAACAUGUCGGAGCUGAUCAUGCCGAACAAAGUCAAGGUGCAGUACAUGAAAGGCAUUUCCAAGGUGCACCCAGAUAAGAUCCCCACGACGGCGACGACGGAGCAACGGAUGAUUGCGGGCGCGGUAUUUGGCGCAUUAAAUGAGGCGUGGGAUAAGUUCAAGAAGGAGAACAAUCUAUGA